Messenger RNA from Spea bombifrons (plains spadefoot toad), 2494 nucleotides. RefSeq names its product MAPK interacting serine/threonine kinase 2 (gene MKNK2). Gene Ontology annotation, biological process: intracellular signal transduction; protein autophosphorylation; peptidyl-serine phosphorylation. Bases 269 to 1678 code for a protein of 469 amino acids. The transcript has 14 exons. Gene Ontology annotation, cellular component: cytoplasm; nucleus. Gene Ontology annotation, molecular function: calcium/calmodulin-dependent protein kinase activity; calcium-dependent protein serine/threonine kinase activity; calmodulin binding. The record is from RefSeq and is a predicted model, not a curated record. Lineage: Eukaryota; Metazoa; Chordata; Amphibia; Anura; Pelobatidae.
CUGGGACAGGCUAUAUAAGUGGCAGCGGCUGCGUGCACAGGCAGCCCUCUCAUGUGAACAGCAGUAGGUGUCUCAGAGGCUGAGAGCAGUGUCACUGCAGAGCCCUCCAGGGUCUCUUUCCAGCUAUCUGGGAUCUCGGCUCUCCCAAAUUUUUUUCACUCAUUCCCCCCCGCAAAUUUUUCUGUUACCGUAAUUUUGGUCUCUGAUCAGAGAUCUAUCCUUUUUUUGCCUUUCAUAAAUUGGGAUUAUAUUUUUAUCAUUGGCCAACAUGGUUCAGAAGAAAAGUCCAGAGAUAAAAGGAUUUCACCGAUCUUUUAAGGGUCAAAACCCAUUUGAGAUGGUGGAUUAUGGGAUGGGAUCCAGAGACAUGGACAAUGUGUUUAAUUUUGACUGUCCCACACGUCCAGACAUGCCAUCCAGUGACCCCAUUGAUAUUCCCGAUGCCAAGAAAAGAACAAAGAAGAAAAAACGAUGCAGGGCAACAGAUAGCUUCAGCGGACGCUUUGAAGAUAUGUACCAACUGCAAGAUGAAGUUCUUGGUGAGGGAGCGUAUGCUAAAGUUCAAAGCUGUAUUAACCUCAUCACCAACAAAGAAUACGCAGUUAAGAUAAUUGAGAAGAGACCAGGCCACAGUCGAAACAGAGUGUUUAGGGAAGUGGAAAUGCUGUACCAGUGUCAGGGGCACAGCAAUGUUUUGGAACUGAUUGAGUUCUUUGAAGAAGAGGAUAAAUUCUACUUGGUUUUUGAGAAGAUGUGUGGUGGCUCCAUAUUGAAUCACAUUCACCGUCGUAGGCAUUUCAACGAGAGGGAGGCCAGUUUUGUGGUACGAGAUAUUGCCGGAGCCCUUGACUAUUUGCACAACAAAGGUAUAGCACACAGAGACCUGAAACCAGAAAACAUCCUUUGUGAAAGUCCACACCAAGUAUCCCCGGUGAAGAUUUGUGAUUUUGACCUUGGCAGUGGGAUAAAACUGAACAGUGACUGCUCCCCAAUAUCCACUCCAGAACUGCUCACUCCGUGUGGCUCUGCUGAAUACAUGGCACCAGAAGUGGUAGAGGCUUUUAAUGAGGAGGCUUCCAUUUACGACAAGCGAUGUGACUUAUGGAGCUUGGGGGUGAUCUUGUAUAUCAUGUUAAGUGGAUACCCUCCAUUUGUGGGGCAUUGCGGAAGUGACUGUGGAUGGGACCGGGGUGAAGCCUGCCCUACCUGCCAGAAUAUGCUGUUUGUCAGUAUCCAGGAAGGAAAGUACGAGUUUCCAGAAAAGGACUGGGCUCAUAUCUCUUCUGGAGCUAAAGAUCUGAUCUCCAAACUGCUGCUUCGAGAUGCUAAGAAGAGACUGAGUGCAGCUCAGGUUUUGCAGCAUCCUUGGGUGCAGGGGCGUGCACCUGAAAAUACACUCCCCACUCCGAUUAUCCUACAGAGGAACAGUAGUGCCAAAGACCUGACUUCAUUUGCAGCUGAAGCCAUCGCAAUGAACCGUCAGUUGAUGGAGCGAGAGGAGGAAGAGGAAGGAGUGGACUCUUCAGCAUCCUCAUGUCCCAUCGUUGUCAAAGCUACCUCUUGCUCCAUGCGGCUUUCCCCUCCUUCUGAAUCCAAGCUGGCCAAGAGGAGGCAGCAGGGUAGUAAAGUGGGCAUCUCUCCUCCUAGCUUGGCAUCACUUAUAAUUGCCAAUGACUGAGGAAAUGGCCCAUCUUUCCAUUCCUGUGGUGGUUGCAUGUGAGCUUGUGACGGGUAACAACUGGCUGUCACUAUAGGAUGGCCUCCUUCUCUACACUGUGCUUGUUUCAUCAUGAAAAAUUUCAGCACCCUGUUUAUUUAAGGCAUUUUAUUGGGAUUACCAGGGGUUCUGUCUUUAGAUGGUGCAAAUCUUCUUUUUUUUUUUUUUUUUUUUUUUUUGUGGAAAAUCAACAUUCUGAUUUUAAUGUUUGUCACAUGGUCACGUUUAUCUUCAGUGCAUUGCAAUAAUCCUCUUUACAUAAGAUGUUUGAGAUUUAAAAGCUCCGCACCAUAAAAAUCCACAGUAGCAGCUUCUACUGCCUUGCUUCCCACCAGUGUUGCAAGGAUUUACAGCAGCAUGGCAGAAGGGCUGCUUCUGUACCCUGGGUGUUUUAUCAACAUCUUAUGAGUUGACUAAAUAAAUUAUCUAUAAUGCGUAAGGGGGCACAGUGGUAUAUGAAGGUUAAUAUGUCAAUCUAAUUAUAUUUUUGAUAAUAUCUCUAUUAUACAGGCUUUUCUUGGCUAAUGUCAAACGUCACACAAUUUAUCCACCCAAAAGGGCACUUUGCUUCCCUUAUUGUGGGAAAUGUUGUUGUUGUUGUAUUAUAAUGAACCAACUGGAAAGUUCAAAACACUUGUCUAAGCCAAAACAAACAGCCAUCUCCUAUGGUUCCUUUUGUGACUGAAGUCACAGAAGGGCCUAUGUGCCUUUCAUUAGCCAGCAUUAAGUCCUGUAGAAUGUUGGUGUUAUCCUUUGUUUGUCUUUCUUUAAAAGACC